This is a messenger RNA of Onychostoma macrolepis, 2563 nucleotides long. It is a transcript of the gene pigh, whose product is annotated as phosphatidylinositol glycan anchor biosynthesis, class H. Bases 124 to 669 code for a protein of 181 amino acids. Gene Ontology annotation, cellular component: glycosylphosphatidylinositol-N-acetylglucosaminyltransferase (GPI-GnT) complex. The record is from RefSeq and is a predicted model, not a curated record. Gene Ontology annotation, biological process: GPI anchor biosynthetic process. The transcript is spliced from 5 exons. Lineage: Eukaryota; Metazoa; Chordata; Actinopteri; Cypriniformes; Cyprinidae.
UAUUCGUGUUUCAACACCAUACCCCAUAAGAAGAAGAUUCCACUGUUUGUUGUCAAAUGACUGUCAAAGCAAAGCUGUUCAAUCCUAAAUCUUUAUUCAUAUAAUGUUCUGACUGUGAUCAUCAUGGCCGAGGAAGAGUUCACAGACAUAAAUGGCAACUCGAUUUCUUUAGACUGUCAAUCUCACUCUGCUUUCUGCAGAGAGUUUACAGUCACCUCACCGAAACUGUCCUUGCGCAAGGUGAUGAUCUACACCUGCUUCGUUUGGUUAUUUGCUUAUGCUGUGUUUUUCUUCACCGAGAACACGACUGUCCUGUCGAGUGCCAUCAUCCUCACUCUGGCUGGGAUGAUGAUUCAUAUUCACUUUGUGAAGGUGGACCAUGAGACCCUUCUUAUAAUUGGUUCCCUUGGUGUCCAGCUCUCUUCAUCUUAUGCAUCUGGUCGAGAAAGUACGAUAUUCAUUGAGAUGAACAAGCUGAAAGACAUCGUGAUCAACGAGGCUGUUUAUAUGCACAGCAUUAUAUACUAUCUGUGCAUUCUGAUAAAGGACCCAGCAGAUCCUGAGACCGUGACCAGUGUUGUCCCUCUUUUCCCGAGUUCAAAGCCUCGGCUGAAUUGUUUGGUUCAAAUGUACAGGAGCUGUCAAGAGAUUCUUGCACAGUCCAGAUGACACCGAGACAGUCUUUCUUUGAAACAGGAUAAAGAUUGGAAAUACGAAGAAUGAACCAUAAGUGUGUUGUUAGUAGUUUUUGUGUUGUCACCAACACUACAUUUUUCUGUUACAUGUAGUGGUUUGUUAGAUACAUGUUGUAUCCAUUUACAGUUUGUAGUAUAGGUUUUAAAAAUUUUCUAUAUUAAUAUUGCAGUGAUUUGUUUCCUUCUGAUUCUGACAUUUUUAACCACUAGAGGGACGUGUGUGCCAUUUUUUUUGGUAACUGGAACCAAAUAGGUUUGUUAUAUUAAUGAUAUUAAUGAUUUCCUGUGAUACUCUUGAUCAUAUGACAUUUUAAAUGGUCAUUGUAUUAGUAACUUAUCUUUUUUUUUCCUAUUUAAAAAUCAAAGUGAAAACAUGAACAAUAAAACUGUUUUAAAAGUUAUAAUACUCAUUUAUUUGAUACAUAGUUUUUUUUGUUUUGUUUUUUUAAUUUCUUGUUUUUUUUAAGUAUGGAGAAUCAGUGCAUCAUUCAGCUUUUAAAGUAGGUCUUUUUUUUUGCCACCAUUGUUGUGGGUCAUUUGAGGGAUUAUGCUAAUCCAUCUCAUUUACUUCUUGGUGGGUCAGCAUUUAAUUGUGUUCCUGCUUUUGUCGGGAUGUCAAGCAGAACUCACUGUAAGUUUAUCUGAGCUCUUAUUGCAGAAUUCACAGCAUCACAAAGCUUCUUGGUUACUUAAGCGAUGAAUGUUCCUUAAAAAUGAAGUACUUGAAUUAAGUUAUUUUGUUGAUUUCUGAAUUGCAUUUAAAUUUUUAUAAAAGGGAAGUGGAAAUGUAUACUGUGGUGGUCUGUACCAAGUAGAUGCUUUCUAGAGGUCAGACAACAGAAGGCAAGUGAAGCAAUAUCCUGCAAUAUCAGUUUCACAGUAUUUCUGGUGCACAGCUGCUGUGAACAUCCAUCACACUAUAGCUCUUACUGUGGUUUUGUGGAACACAAAACUUUUGUUGUUGUGUUUAUCUUUACUUAGGAUUCUGCUAACCUUUACAUAUUCUGAGGAAAUGUUUUACAUGUCACCUCUGUAUUAUUUAAAUAGUCUGCAAGUUCCUUAUAGGAACUCGCUGCCUGUUGCAUAGACACUUGUAAGAGUUGUCAUUCAAGUUUACCUGUUUGGGGGAAAAGGAAAGAGAAACCUCCCAUUUGUUUAUUUGUGUUCAUGCUGCUUUGUAUUUACACACAGUGAAACAUUCCCUUCACUUUAAAAAAGCAACUGUCAGCAAUGAUUAAGAACACAAAUUCCCCUUGUUUUUAAAUGAAUAUACUGGGUUCAGUACAAGUUAACCUUAAAUGAUGGCAAAUCUGUCAUUGUUGAUAACUAAUUUCUUUUGGUAUGGAUAUUUUCCUCUUUUUCUUAAAAUAAAGAAAUAAUUUGGGUUACAAUGAGGCACUUUUUAAUAGUAUAAUCACAAUAUUUGUGUUAACAUGGUUUUAGUUUGAAAAAUGAUCACAUACGGACCUUUUCUCUGUGUUUUUAUGUAUUGUAAAGUGUAAUUUAUUCCUGUGAUGGCAAACCUGAGAUUUCAGCAGCCAUUACUCCAGUUGUUUGUGAUUAUAUCCUUCAGAAAUCAUUCUAAUGCUGAUUUGCUGUUCAGGGAACAUUUAUUAUCAAUACUGAAAACAGUUUUGUGGAAGCUUUUUUUCAGGAUUCUUUUAUGAAUAGAAAGUUAAAAGAAAGUCUUUACUGUCACUUUUGAUCAAUUUAAUGCAUACUUGCUAAAUAGAAGUAUUAAUUUCUUCAAAACUGCUAACCCCAAACUUUUGAAUUGUAUUGUAUAUCCAAUUUGCAGCUUUGUUCCCUUGUCAGUGUAAAAUGACCAUUAAAAAUUACAAGAACAGUUUUACAGCUCAAGUACUACA